UCACGAAGGAGUAUAUGGAUAUCCUGGAAGGUAUCAAGAUGGAUAAAGCUCUAGACGAAGUAAAGAAGAAGAUUGCGACUUCAAGGAGAGGGGGAGCUCCCAUUACGGAGCUAUCAUGUGAUAGCAGCCGAAGUGAGCAUCGCACUGGUGGGAGGAGUGAGAACUCGGAUAAAACCGACGAAAUGAAAGCGGGGGUUACCUCCACGCUGGGGGAUUUGUUGAAGUUGAUCAACGAGAAGCUGGAAGCGGUAGCCAAGGAGUCAAAAUUGACAUCGGAUGAGAAGGAAGAGUUGGAACGACUUCUUUGGAGAGAGAAAGCUCGUUCGGAGAAGGUUAGUACGGACUCCACAAGCAACGAGAAGCGUAAGGGAGGAGGGGGGGGGUGUACACCGGUGAUCAACUCACCAUCCGCGAAUCGGGUUAAGACUCGGUCACGUGGUAGUGCUAAGGGAAAAUCAAGAUCGAAACGGAUUGACGUGUCAUCAGAACAAGAAGGGCAAGCCGAAGUCAAGCAAAAUCUUCAAGCUAAGAUGGAAGGGAGCAGCAAGCUAGGUGAUAUUAAGAAGAUGCUGGCUGCGCUAAUGCAAGGGUUAGGGGAAGAAAAAGGCAAGGGGAAAGUCGUUGAGCCAGAGCUUGCUAAGUAUGAGCUCUCGGAAAGAGAUGACGUGGACUUGGUGCAGAAUGCUACCUGCAUUGAAGAUGAAGAAGAAGCCGAUAAUGGGGGCCUUGCAGCCUACAUAAUGCUACGCUUGGACUUCUACCAGUCUCUACACUACUCCAGAGUGCAAGAGAUGUGUAAACAGAAAGGUAUCCAAUAUUACCGUAAGGAAAUGGGAGCCUAGGAACUCGCCAGGCUGGACCUUCAGGAUUACGCCGAUCAGCUGAACGCUAAUGAAUCCACGGUUGUUGU
Messenger RNA from Chara braunii, 910 nucleotides. Lineage: Eukaryota; Viridiplantae; Streptophyta; Charophyceae; Charales; Characeae. The record is from the annotation of a GenBank genome assembly.